CGCUUUUUCCUAGUGGGAGGAGCGCGGGAGGAGGAUGGACACCAGGCGAAGGGAGCGGCCUUCUGUGCAGCGGAGCCGGGGCCUCUUGGCUGCCAUGGCGACUGGUUUGUGACUGCUUCGGCCUUCAGCAGACCGGCUCCCACCUCUCAAUCCCCGGCUACGCUAGUUGUCAGUGUUCGUGACUGGGAUCCGUCCCUCGCCGCUGAAAAGGAUCGUCGCUAUGGCCUCACGCAGCGCUGGGACCCUCCUCACUCAAAACAACGCGGUCUAUGUGCCGCCGGGGCUCAUGCCUGGAUACCGUGGCCAUGUCCCUAAUGUAGCUUUUUCCUUUGGUGACACCUAUGGAAAUACCACCAUGAAAUAUUUUCAAGAUUUCCGAAAUGCCGCAAUGGAAACCAGCUAUAGUCCCUACAGCAAAGGGGGCCAAUUCCCAACACUUUUCUCCCGUGACCCAUCUCUUGUGAUUGGGGAAAGGGAAAGAGGCUUGGAUCGAUGGCUACAUACCCCUAAUUACUCUCGUUACAAUUUAGAUAUGAACCGCUCAGAAGAACUGCAAGAGUUCUACAAGCUUACUCAGAUGCAUCGUGAACAUUACAGAGAUAAGACAGGGACAUUGCACCUGGUUCCAUACUUUGUGCUGCCUAUGAAGGAAAGAGACAAGUACCCUCAUCCUCUUGAUCUGAGAUUUAUGAAGAGAUUGGACAACCACAACAUGGUAUAGGCCGGUCUCCUGCUUGAGCAAGGGUUUGGACUAGAAGACCUCCAAGGUCCCUUCCAAUGCUGUUAUUCUGUUACAGGCUCGCAGUACUCAAUUUAUGACCACAGUUGGGACCAAAAUUUCUUUUGCUAAGCAAGGUGAUUGUUAAGUGAGUCAUGCCAUCAAAAAUGCAGGCCUAUUGCCAAGCACACAGAUUAUGAUCACAGGGCCAUGGGAAUGUUGCGAUAGUUGUAAGAAUACUGUAAAUCCCUUUUUUCAGUGCCAUUGUAACUUCGAACGAAUGGUUCUACGUCAAAGACGACCUGUAACAAGCCUGAGUCUAAAAUAAUGUAAGGUGACAUGGAUCGUGUCAGUAAAUCCCUUCUAAGACCCUCAUGGUCAUCUAAAAUCCAUCUGAAGUUCUGAGAUUCAUUAAAAAAGCAACAAUUUCUUUGCAUUUAGGCAGUGGGUUUAUGCACAAGGUAGCACUUUACAUUUUUCCUGCUAUUUUUGUUCGGCCAUCCAUCGUGGAAAGAAACACAUCAAAGAGUCAGUAGGAUAUCUAAAGACAUUAUUAUCAUUCCAACAGAGUCAUUUUGGGUGUUUUUUCGUCUUUGUUCAAACGAAAUGUACAUUUCUUUUUUUUUAUUAUCCCAUUCCUCAUAGUUCUUUAAAAAGAAAAGUCUCAAAUGUAUUCAUUCAACUCUGGAAAUUUCUCUGUUUCCAGAAAAGAUUCUCUUUGCCCUCAAAUCUCAAGGAAGAGUUGGAGGGAAGGGAGGGAAUUGGCUGUCCUAAUACAGUGUAUUAUCUAAUAAAAAUAAACUAUAAAGCCCCAUAAAGUUAAUCCUCAACUUUCAACCAUUCAUUUAACGACUAUUCAAAGUUACAACCCCACUGAAAAAAAUGACUGAGCUCAAUGACUUAGCUUCACACUUAUGACUUUCACAGUAUCCCCAUGUUACAUGAACAAAAUUUGCUGCAUGGCAAUGGGCAUGUAUGGGCAUGUAUGUACAACUCUGGCAGCACCCCAGGGUCAUGUGAUCACCAUUUGCAACCUUCCCAGCUGACUUCUGACAAGCAAAAUCAAUGGAGGAAGACAGAUUUGCUUAAUGACUAUGUGAUUCACUUAACAACCCCAGGGAUUUGCUUAACAAUCAUAGCAAAAAAGAUCACAAAACUGGGCACGACUCAACAACCAUCUUGCUUAGCAAUGGAAAAUCGAGGGCCACCUGUAUUUGCUUUGAUUCCAUAUAUAUAUUGGGAAUAUACUGUAUUUUCUUGAACGAAUGCCCUACUAUACUCGCUUAAAGGCAUUUAUUGGAUCUAUUUUCUAGUAUUUGCAAAAUACUCCCACCCCCCCUUAAAAACAAAUUUGUCUUAAAAUUUGCAAUAACUAUUGCUGGAAAUUCAAUUACAUAUUGAAUCAUGUACGUAUAUGCAUAUGUAUUGCUUGUAAAUUCUGUAUUUUAAUUGAAUUGUUUAAAUCUACUGUAAAUGUAUCUACUGAUCUGUUCUGUUUACCUCUCUGCACUCUGUUUUGGGUGUUUGUUGGGGCUACAAAUACUAAGUUCAGAUGAGCUAAGAUUUCUGGCCUGUGAUAUGCAAAACAUAUUAUUGGUAUGUUUUAUGGCAUGAGUCCUGGGUACCCAAGGAAUUGCUUUAUGUUGAUGGGACUAACACCCCCACCUCCCAUUUCAGGGAAAAGGGUUCUGUUGGCCAAAGAAUUUUGGCUGGCAUGAUCCAGAUGAAGAGCCUUUUCUGCCCUCUGGAAUAUUCUCUCCUCAGAGGUGAGGUCUGCCUCUACACUCUUGGCCUUCCAGAAGAGCCUAAAAACUUGGCUCUGCUGCUUGGCCUGGGGCCCUGAUAGGGACCUGUUGAAGGUGGAAGAUUCUCACCUCUAGGCUGCCCAUCAUCUUUGUUCUUUUAAUUCCAGUUUUGCUUUUUAGCACUUUUUAAGUUUUUAUUAUACUGUAACUCUCCCAGAGUCGCUAUAUUAGAAAGAUGGGAAGCAUAGAAAAUUAAUAAAUAAAUAAAAAUGAAUAAAUGCGGGAGAUGGCCUUUUAAAAAAAUUGAUAAAUAAAUAAACAUUUUUAAUUUGAAAAUUGUAUUCUGACCAUAUCAUAGUGUUCAAAUGAUGUUACAACUAUUCUGGUUCAAUGAUGUUAUAGUUAUAGGCAGUUCUCAUAUAGGGACUGCCUCAUUGAGUAGCAAUUCACAGCUAUAACCGUGCUGAAAAAGUAAUUUAUGAUGAAUCCUCGCAUUUAAAACCUUUACAGGUCAGUAAAACAAAGGAAAGUUGAAGUAUGAUUAUAAGCACAGUCAUAGUUUCACUUAGCAACUGCUCUGCUUAGCAACCGAGUUACUGGUGCCAACAGUGGUUGCUAAACUGUUACCUGUAUGCUGGAAGUGUUCUGGACUCAGAGCAAAAGGGAUUUUAAGUUUGAAUAUUUUUGCACGCCUCUAAUUAUGUAUACUUCGUUACAGAUAGUUCUUGGUAUAUGUCCCAUUUAUUCAGCAACCGCUCAAAAUUAUGGAAGCACUGAAAAAAAUAGACACUUGAUUGUUUCCCAAAAUCCCCAACGCAGUCCCCCUGUGCUCAUGUGAUUGUGAUCUGGGCAUAAGAGUGUCUGGCUUGCAAUUACAAUGUUGUAGAGAGGCCUGAUCCCCAUUGGCAAUUAUGCUGAUUAGAGUACAUUUAAAAUGACAAUAAAGUUCUAUCCUAUCCUAUUCCUAUUCCUAUUCCUAUUCCUAUUCCUAUUCCUAUUCCUAUUCCUAUUCCUAUUCCUAUUCCUAUUCCUAUUUGUUCUGUUAUCUGGAACGAGCUUCCCCCGGAGAUAUGGAGGAUCCCGGACCUGCGUGCUUUCCGCCGUGCCAUUAAAACAUUUCUUUUCCAGCAGGCCAACCUGGCUUAACCUCUCUUUUAAACUUUUUAAACUUUUUAAAAUUCUUAAAUUUUAAAUUUGUCUUAUAAAUUGGGGUGUUUUAAAUUUCAUUUUUUGGGCCAAUUAUUUAAUUGUAUUUUAAUGGUUUUUUAACAUUUGUAUUAUAUGUAUUUUAUUUGGCUGUUCAUCGCCCUGAGUCCUUCGGGUGUAGGGCGGUAUACAAAUUCAAUAAAUAAUAAUAAUAAUAAUAAUAAUAAUAAUAAUAAUAAUAAUAAUAAUUCCUAUUCCUAUUCAUUCUACCUUUCCUGCUACCUUCCCACAAGUAAAGUCAAUGGGGAAGCUGGCAGAGAAGGUCACAAAUCACCCUGCUAAGUUGCUUUGGCCCACAGUACCUGUGCUCAGCCUUUGCUGGGUCUCCCAGCCCUCCCCAGCCCCCCUCAAUUCAUGUACCGUCUGCACUGGGUCUCCCAGGGCCUCUCCCAGCCUCUCCCAUCCCCUAUCAUUACCCUACCCUCCUUGCCUGAGAACUCCUGCUUCUCACUUAAUGACCUGCACAUUUUGGGAUUUAAAAGUAACCUGGAUUGUAGUCAUGUGAUAUGCUUUAUUAUCACAUUGCUUGAUGACUAGCAAACUCCCACGGCCAAUUGUCAUAGUAACCUAAGGACUACCUGUAAUGAAAUUAUCUGCUUUUAUAAUUGGACAUACACUACUUUUCUCUGUGUAACUGAUCUUGAUCCAAGUCUAAAAAUAUAAAUAUUCCUUGAGUUAAUGUCCAUGGUUUUCCAAUCCAUAUGGUAUUAGGCUAUAUUGUGUUGCUUUAAUUAAGGUCCUUAAUCACAGCUGAAUUCUUACUUCCAUUUGUCAGUGUUGCUUUGUGACAAAUGGUUUUAUGAUGUUAUGUUCUGAAAAAUCAUGUAAGUAAAGUUGUAUAUAACCUGAAAACUGAUUCAUGUCAUUUAAAAGAAUUACAAAAGUAUUUGUAAAUUACCUUGGUUCUCUUUCUAUUGUUUGUUUCUUCAAAUUAUCUUGAAUAAAAUGUAUCAAGCUUUAUCUGUUACAUUUCAAUUUCCAAUAUAUAAUUUCCUAGGAAAGUUACCUGGGAAUGUGGAAUGCACAGUAAUUAUGUAUCACCUAUGCAGUGUCCUAUCUCCUGCAUAGUCAGUGAAGCCUUCUAACUUCAAUGUUCAUCACCAAUGUUCCUUCCAGAUAGUAUCUACAUUCGAAGGUUGGGUGAACAUAUGUUAAGUGGAUAGUGUAUUAACCCUUGCCUUCCAACUAUAUAUAGUAGAAUAUUAUUUUAUUUGACUUGAUUUGAUCUCACACCAUUUAUGCAAUGUAAAGAAUGAAUUUCAAGAGCAGAUUCUAGUGAUGCAUAAUGCCUCCUGAAUAUUAUGAAAAAUGCCUAAAGUUUUUAAAAGUAAACGAGUGCAGUGAACGCAAGUCUGCAACUUUA
Pantherophis guttatus is the source of this 5032-nucleotide messenger RNA. It is a transcript of the gene CIMIP2C, whose product is annotated as ciliary microtubule inner protein 2C. The record is from RefSeq and is a predicted model, not a curated record. NCBI's taxonomy places the organism in Eukaryota, Metazoa, Chordata, Lepidosauria, Squamata, Colubridae.